AUGGUUCUGGAGCACUUGGUACUUGUCUAUAGAAAAAUUAAAGAAUUUAUGUCGCUUUAUUUAUUAUUAGAAGUGAUAUGUUAUCAUUUGGGAAAAAUACACUUGCCUAAUUAUCUCCAUACAUAUCUGUGCAGCUAAUUCUGUAUCUCCUCUAGCAUAUCUUAAAUUUGCUUCACCCAUAAGACCUUGCAGAGCAGGAGGAAGUGUUCUCUUUUUUCGUUUAUAACGUACUUGCCCUCCACUUUGUGACUUUGAUGUUUUGGACUGAACUGUUUUAUUUGUUUCUGUUUCUUCAUUUUCUAAAUCAUUUCUAAAACAGUUCAUUUACUAGAGAAUAGAAUUCAUUUUAUGAAAGAAUAAAAUUCCAUAUUAAGCUGCUACCUAGGAAUGUCAAAUUCUGCAGUUUCUAAAUCCACAUCUUGAUCCAUUCUAGAAGAAUACUCAGAGAACGUUAACUCUCCAUUUAAAAAUUGUUUUGUCAAUUGGUCUUCUUCAUCUGCAGUUAUUAAUAUAUCAUGAUCUUCUACUUCUGCAUUAAUAUCCAUAGCAGAACUACAUUGAUUGGAAUAAACAUCUGAUAUAACAUUUUGUGAUACAUCUUUUAUUUCCAAAGCUUUUGCUUCAAUAAAUUCUGCCAUAUCGACGUUCAUGUUGCAUAAAGCAUUUUCAUCUAGUUCUUCUAUAAUCACAGGUGCUAUUGCACUUUUAUCAUUGAAUGACAUGUUUUUGUCCAUGAAUUUUUAAUCUAUAUUAUUAUAUGCACUAAAUUAUUCACUUUUCAAUCACGCCACAGAGAACACUAAAAUAAAUGAAAGACUAAACUAAUGUAACUGUGUAUUUACAUAAAAGAUGUUAAUUUUAUAUAAAUACAAAAUAUGCAGUUAUAUAAUUAUACAUGUAUUAUUUUAUAUAAAUAAAAUAUACAUAUUCCAUUAAUGUCACGUCAUUAAAACACUAUUUAAAUAAUAUUAUCAGUAAUCUAUACGUAUUAAUAUCCACGUACUUAUAUCAUAUAUUAUAAUUAAUUUAUAAAAAGUAAAUAUAUAUUAAAGGUUAAGUUACCGCAUAAGUUGUUUACCUUUCAUUCAAGUUUGCGCGAUAAAUAUUACGUUCCUUGCACAAAUGUAACUUCAUAAAUAUACAUUUAUCUCGAAUAUACAAUUAAUACACUUUUAUUUUUAUAUCUACACAAGAUAACAACUUAUUUUUACGAUAUUGACAUCAUCACUCUAUAAUGUGAAGUUCUGUAAACAAUACGAUAGUAAACUAUAUUAUGAUUUGUUUGUUCGUUGUUCAUUGAUACGAUUUAUAUAUAAUAAAGUAUAUAAGAUGUAACACAGAGAAGUAAGGGACGUGAAAACAUUAAACAAAAAUGCAUGCUGUGAAAACUUUGAUUUUUCAUUUGGAAUGGAUUUUUAUUUUAAGAACGUUGAGGUUAUGACAUCAAAACAAGAUUUUAACAAUAAAAAAAACGUCUUUAUGUCAUUUUCGAUUUCUUAAAUAUUAAAUAAGAAAUUACUAUAUUACCUUAUUAUUGUUUGAAACAUUAAAAAAAAGUAUGGACGAGGAAAAUACAAUUUAAUAAAUUAUGUCUUUCUACUACGUGUAAGUUUUACAAAGUAUAAUAUGCAUGAACUCCAAUUAAAAUCAUAUAAACAGAAAUAUUAUAAGUUAUUUUAGUCUUCGAUUUAAUGUACAAAUAUAAAUAAAAAUAUAAUAGCUCAGACUUAAAAUUUUAAAAAUAUUUUCUUCUGUUAUCCUUUGCAAUGUUAUUUUAAAAUAAUUUAUUUUAAAUUAUAUUGUGUUAUAGCACAAAUAAAUUAUUCUGCAUUUUGGAUAUUCAUUUUUUUAUUUAACAGUUAUAUAUGACAUAUUAUAUUAAUUUUCUUGCUUAUUUUUCAGCUGAUAUUAAUAGUAUGAAGCCACAUACAUGUUGGCUAUAUGUCUCUUUGUUAUUACUACUUAAUAUUGUGAUUGAAUCAUCUCAUAAUCAAGUAAACUCAUUAGAAAAUAAUAAUUCUAUAAACUCUGAACUUAAUAAUAUACCUAAAUUACCAAAUCAUGACAAUGGCCUUGCACAAGUAAAAGUUCAUUUUGUUAGCAGAAUUGUUGAAAAUGAGUACAUUGUUGCAUUUAAAGGCUAUUAUAAACCACAUACACGUGAGAAUUACAUAAAAGCUGCAUUAAAUUCAUCUGGUAUCCAUAAGUGGAAAAUUUUAUUUCGUGACAACUUAGCUAGCAACUAUCCAAGUGACUUUGAUGUUGUCCUCUUGGAAGAAACAGAUAAAUAUAAUGGUCUUGAUGCUUUAACUGAUCAUCCUCUCAUUAGAAGAGUAACUCCUCAGAGGCUUGUACAAAGAAGUUUAAAAUUUAUCAAUGCAUCAGAAGAUGCAGAUUUUCCAGAAUAUAAAAAUUUCAAAAGAAAAAUUAAUAAUUAUAACAAUCAGUUUUGGCAAUCAACUAAUCGUCAUACAUCGCGUAGAUUAUUAAGAGCUAUACCAAGACAAAUUACAAGUAUACUCCAAGCUGAUGCUCUAUGGGGUAUGGGUGUUACUGGAAAUGGAGUCAAGGUAGCAAUAUUUGAUACAGGACUAGCAGCUAGUCAUCCACAUUUUAAAAAAAUUAAAGAACGUUCAAAUUGGACAAAUGAGAAGACACUAGAAGAUGGUCUAGGUCAUGGCACAUUUGUAGCUGGAGUUAUUGCAUCAUCUUGUAUAGAUUGUCUUGGUUUUGCACCAGAUGCUGAACUUCACAUAUUUCGUGUUUUUACUAAUACCCAGGUAUCAUAUACAUCAUGGUUUUUGGAUGCAUUCAACUAUGCUAUUCUUACAAAAGUUACGGUAUUGAAUCUUAGUAUUGGAGGACCAGACUUUAUGGACCAUCCAUUUGUUGAUAAAGUAUGGGAAUUAACAGCAAAUGGUGUAAUUAUGGUUUCUGCAAUUGGUAAUGAUGGACCUUUAUAUGGUACCUUAAAUAAUCCUGCGGAUCAGAUGGAUGUCAUUGGAGUAGGUGGAAUUAAUUGGGAGGAUCAAAUAGCAAGAUUUUCAUCACGUGGUAUGACAACGUGGGAGUUACCAUCAGGAUAUGGAAGAGUAAAACCUGAUUUAGUUACAUAUGGAUCAGGUGUGCGAGGUUCUGCAUUGCAAACAGGUUGUAGAACCUUAUCUGGAACUUCAGUUGCUAGUCCUGUUGUUGCUGGAGCUGUGGCUCUUUUAGCCAGUGGGUUUGUAAAAGCAGAUGGAUCUCAAUCUGUUAAACAAAAAAUAACUCCAGCAAGUAUGAAGCAAGCAUUACUUAUUUCUGCACGUCGUUUAUCAGGAGUUGGAAUGUUUGAACAAGGUGCUGGAAAGUUGGAUCUUUUACGAGCAUUUCAUUUCCUACGAUCAUAUACACCGAUCGCUACAUUAAGCCCGAGCUAUAUAGACUUAACUGAAUGUCAGUAUAUGUGGCCAUACUGUACACAAGCUGUAUAUCAUACUGGUAUGCCUACAAUUGUAAAUAUAACUAUAAUAAAUGGCUUGGGAGUAUCUGGUCAUGUAACAGAGCUUGUAUGGCAUCCGUAUACCGGCAGUGGUAACGGUGAGCGGAUUGAUGUAUCAGUAACUUACAGUGAUGUUCUUUGGCCAUGGUCUGGAUGGUUAGCAGUUGCUAUAACAGUUCCAUCAUCAGCUCGUGGUUGGCAAGGCAUAGCACAAGGUCAUAUAUCCAUUACAAUUGAAUCACCACCGAGUAAUGGAGAAGAAAAAGUAAGACAAUCUAAGAUAGAAUUACCCUUGAAAGCAAAAGUUAUUCCUUCGCCUCCUCGUCAUAAACGUAUUUUAUGGGAUCAAUUUCACAAUCUGCGUUAUCCCCCGGGAUACUUCCCACGAGACGAUUUACGUGUGAAAAAUGAUCCACUUGAUUGGAAUGGCGAUCAUAUUCAUACUAAUUUCAAAGAUAUGUAUCAGCAUUUACGUAAUGCUGGUUAUUAUUUAGAAGUACUUGGUGCUCCAUUCACUUGUUUUAAUGCCAAAAAUUAUGGUACUUUACUCAUUGUCGAUAGUGAAGAAGAAUUCUUUCCUGAAGAAAUAACUAAAUUAAGAAGAGAUGUAGAAGAAGAAGGUCUCUCUGUAGUCAUAUUUGCAGAUUGGUAUAACGUUACUGUUAUGAGGAAAGUAAAAUUUUAUGAUGAGAAUACUCGGCAAUGGUGGAUACCAGAUACAGGAGGUGCAAAUGUACCAGCCUUGAAUGAUUUACUAUAUUCUAACUGGGGAAUUGCAUUUGGUGAUCAAGUACGCAAUGGUCAAUUUACUCUUGGUCAACAUCCACCUGUAACUUUUGCUUCUGGUACUACAAUUACUCGAUUUCCAAAAGAUGGAGUUAUUCUUUAUGCAGAAUUACAUGAUCAAGGACAAGAACUUUUGCUUGAAUCGGAAUCAAAAUCUACAGUGGCUGUGCCAAUUCUUGGACUUUUCCAAACUAAUAGUCAUGUAAAUAGGGAAAUGUAUAAUGAUAAUUACAAUAAAAACGAGAUAAUGGAGAAAGAAAAUAUAGAAAAAAAUAAUAUGAAAGAUCAAUCAAAUAUUGUAUCAGGCAGAAUUGUAGUAUAUGGUGAUUCAAAUUGCAUUGAUGACAGCCAUUUACAGAAACCUUGUUUCUGGAUGCUCGAUGCUAUAUUGGAAUAUACAACAACGGGACAUAUCGCAACUGUUUUUACAGACGAAAGUCAAACUAAGACGAAACUUCUUGAGAAAUCUAGUAUUUUAGACAGUAAUGAAUUACCACAACGUAUGGAAGGAAGUUAUUUGAAACGUCAUAGUAAAGUGUUACUGCCUGAAAAUACUAAUGCUGGUCAUAUUAGACCACUUCCAUCUUGCCCUACUAUUACUCCUGCUAUUCCAAAACCUUUAAAUGAAUCUGUUCCCAUAAACCUUUAUAAACCUCAAAAAUUAUUAUCUGUUGGAGACACAAUAGUUGCUAUAAAUCCAGUUUUACAAGAUUCAAGUCCAUUGUGGCUCAGAAGACGUGUUGGAGGUGCAAAUAUUCCUACAGUGCAUAACGCAGAGCGAAAUAAUAUUGAUGAAUUAAAACAAAAUGAUCAAGAUAAUAGCAUAAUACUUACAAGUAAGUGGAGUUACAUGGCAGGAAUAAUAAUUGUAGGAAGUAUUUUUUUCUACUUAUUAAAUCGAUGGAAUUGCUUAAUAACAAAAAGGCAUUCUCGAAGAAAACGAACAGUUGGUAGAUUACGCAGAGUUAUUCAAACAAUUUCUCUACGCAGAGUGCCUCAAAUGUGA
This is a messenger RNA of Heterotrigona itama, 5273 nucleotides long. NCBI's taxonomy places the organism in Eukaryota, Metazoa, Arthropoda, Insecta, Hymenoptera, Apidae. The record is from the annotation of a GenBank genome assembly.